Scophthalmus maximus (turbot) is the source of this 9788-nucleotide messenger RNA. It is a transcript of the gene dlgap2b, whose product is annotated as disks large-associated protein 2. Gene Ontology annotation, biological process: signaling. The record is from RefSeq and is a predicted model, not a curated record. The coding region runs from base 233 to 3325 and encodes 1030 amino acids. Gene Ontology annotation, cellular component: glutamatergic synapse; postsynaptic specialization. Gene Ontology annotation, molecular function: molecular adaptor activity. Lineage: Eukaryota; Metazoa; Chordata; Actinopteri; Pleuronectiformes; Scophthalmidae. The transcript has 13 exons.
CAGAGGAGAAAUCCUGCUUCCCCCCCCCCCUCCUCCUCCUCCUCCUCCUCCGUUCUCAGAUGUGAAACACCUCUGCAUGACUGUCCACCGCUUCCCUGUCACCGCGUGAAGACACGCCGCAUAUGUGCUCCAAUGUCUCCGGAACAUAGACUCGCUGCAAGACCAGAAGUUUACACCUUGGUCUCCAUCUCGAAAGUUCAAUGAAGGCAGACGCCUCCCUCCGGCCAGGAACAUGAAGGGCUUAUCGGGCAGCCGUUCCCAGCACCAGAUCCCUUUACCCCAUGGCUUGGACUAUGACCCCCACGUCCAUGACCUCCAUGCUCACCAUGGCUCUGACUCCCGCCACACGUCAUACCUGCUCAGCCCAACAGAGAGCUGCCCUAUGGACUUCCACCACCGCUACUCACCGCGCAGUUCCAUCCACUCUGACUGCAUGAUUAUGUCCCCGGUCAUGAUGCCCCCAGCUGCUGUGUCUGACCACAUCUCCAGCAGCACCUUCCCCAGAAUGCACUACAGCUCACAAUAUUAUGACUCAGCCACAAGGGAUGACUGCGCUGCCAUCACAGCCUCUGCCACCUCCCCAGCUGUCGCUGCCGCUGCAGCAGCUGCCGCUGCUGCAGCUCACCACGCCGGCAACAAGAGCAACCGCCUUCCUGCUAACCUUCUAGACCAGUUUGAGAAACAACUGCCACUACACCGCGAUGGCUUCCACACAUUACAGUACCAGCGCACCUCCACCACUACUGAGCAACGAAGCGAGAGUCCUGGCCGCAUCAGACACCUUGUUCAUUCUGUCCAGAAGCUCUUCACCAAGUCUCACUCCCUCGAGGGAUCAUCCAAGAUGAAUGGCACAAAAGGUGAUAUGGUAGGAGGAGGAACAGGGGGUUAUCACCAUCAUGGCCACCACUCCACCAAACAUGGUAGCAAGAGGAGCAAGAGCAAAGAACGGAAGCACCGCUCUGGUGGCUGGUGGAGCUCCGACGACAAUCUGGAUAGUGACAGCACCUACCGCACGCCCAGUGUCAUGUCGCGGCACCACGGGGAACAUGUCAGCCACUGUUACCCAGAUUCCAUGCACAGCCACCACUAUGGAGACCUGUCUCUCAAGACCUCUAAGAGUAACAAUGAUGUCAAGUGCUCGGCCUGCGAGAGCAUGGCCAUGGCGCCUGAGGGGAAAUUCAUGAAAAGGAGCUCCUGGUCAACACUGACAGUCAGCCAGGCAAAGGAGGCCUACAGGAAGUCAUCGCUUAAUCUGGAGAAACCCAUAAUGCAUAUGGACCUCAAGCCUUCAUCAAGGACAUGUCAUUACCUGCAGGUGCCCCAGGAUGAAUGGAGUGGAUACCCAGGCGACAAAGAUGAGGAGAUUCCGUGUCGACGGAUGCGCAGCAGUAGCUAUGUCAAAGCUAUGGGAGAGGUGGAUGACGAAAGUGGCGACUCUGACGCAAGCCCCAAGACCUCCCCGCAGAAGGCCAUUCGGCCCGACGCUCUUGUCCUCAAAUCAGCCAUGAUGCAGAGAGCUCAUUUAGACUCCCACGGCCAGGGCUACCACCUGCAAACCACAAGAGAUAUGCGGCCCCACCCUAGUGUCACGCUGGACCCUGCCACCUUUCAUCCCCCGCCCUUCCGAUCUCGCAACCAGAGCUACAUGCGCGCAGUCAGCACCCUCAGUCAGGCUAGCUGCGUCAGCCAGGUGAGUGAGACUGAGAUCAAUGGCCAGUUUGAGUCAGUUUGCGAGUCCGUUUUUAGUGAAGUAGAAUCCCAAGCCAUGGAGGCUUUGGACCUGCCUGGUUCGUUCCGCACUCGAAGCCACAGUUACCUCCGUGCAAUUCAGGCUGGUUAUUCCCAAGAUGACGACUGCUUGCCUUCAAUGACAUCCUCCACUGUCACUUCAACUCUCAGAUCCACAACAGGCGUCCGUAGCUUAGCAGGGGGGCGUAGAGAGUACGGUAGGUCUGGGAUUCAGUUUCGUCUCCCUACUUCCUGCAGUGUGGACCGCGCUCAGCCUCCUCCAGCGGUAUCAUAUCCUCCCAGUUACAAGAAGACUCCGCCUCCUGUGCCCCCGCGCACCACCACCAAGCCUCUUAUCUCUGUGACAGCCCAGAGCAGCACAGAGUCCACCCAAGAUGCCUACCAGGAGGGCAGGCAUCCGCGGGGCGGUCUGUGGACCACGGACAGCCUCGGCCGUCCCAUCUACAGCUCCACGGACAGCCUGGACAGCACCAAGGCGGUCACCAUGGCGAUGGAGUCAGCAGCAGGCAAGAGGCACGCAUCUUUGGGCAGCCACACCUCCGUCCAGACGUGCGACAAAGCAGUGCUGGUGUCCAAGGCCGAGGAGUACCUCAAAACCCCACGUUCCUCCAUUGGGAUACAGGUGGAAAGUGUGACAGACUCUGAGACUGAAAGUAAAGGCCUUCCUCAGUUCCAUUCUAUAGGGAUCCAGGUGGAAGAUCACAAACGGCACGGGCGCUUCAAGCGCUCAAACAGCGUGACCACCGCGGUGCAAGCGGACAUGGAGUUGGAGGGCUUCCCCUCCAUGGAGGACAAGGGCCUGCAGUUCGGCGGCGCCUUCGGCCGGCACUCGGAGCCCAGCACGCCCACGCAGUACGGCGCCAUCCGCACGGUGCGCACACAGGGCCUGUUCAGCUACAGGGAGGACCACCGGCCCUCCAGUGGGCCGUCCAGCCCGCAGCCCGAAACCUGGCUGGUCCAGCCCAGCCUGGAGGGCUCCGAGACGGGGCGCAUUUCCCCACUGCGCAGGGACGGCAGCUGGUUCAUGCAGCUCCUUCACAACGAGACCAAGCGGUUGGAGGGGAGGUGCAACGAGAUGGAGAGAGAGGCAGAGGAACACGACCUGACGGAGGAGAUCCUAGGGAAGAUCCGGAGUGCGGUGGGAAGUGCUCAGCUACUAAUGUCCCAAAAGUUUCAGCAGUUUUACUGGUUAUGUCAGCAGAAUCUGGACCCCAGUGCCAUGCCCAGACCCACAUCUCAGGACCUGGCUGGAUUCUGGGACCUCCUGCAGCUCACCAUCGACGACGUCACUGCCAAGUUUGACGAGCUGCAGCAGAUCAAGAGCAACCAGUGGCAGCUGGUGGAGAGUCCGGAGAAGAAGGAGCAGAAGUGGCCACCACCUCUGCCAAAGCGGCCGGUCAAGGGGCGUGGCGGCAUGACGCGGGAGCGCUCCCUGGACCUUCAGGACCGCCAGCGGCAGGAAGCCCGCAGACGCCUCUUGGCCGCCAAGCGAGCAGCUUCCUUCAGACAGAACUCGGCCACGGAGCGGGCGGACAGCAUCGAGAUCUACAUCCCCGAGGCCCAGACGCGGCUUUGAGGUCCAACGUGUUCAGUCACCCGCAGCUCCCUCCUUCCCACCUGACGUCACCCAUCCGUCACUCCGCUCUCGUCCACUGCGCCGCCGUCAUUCCUCCGUUGCCAUUCUCUGGGUUGUCCCCCCCCCCCCCGUCCCCCCGUCCCCACCGAAGCUACACUAGGCAAACGUUUAAGAUGAAGGUCAGCCCCUAAAUGUCAAAUGUGGCACUGCCAUGGGGAAGAACGCCCCCCCCCCGUCUUCCCCAGAGCGAGAAGUCAGGUGAGUCAGGUGAGUCAGGUGAGUCAGGUGAGUCAGGUGAGUCAGGUGAGUCAGGUGAGUCAGGUGAGUCAGGCGCACACGAUGCUUCCUCCACAGGAAGUGAGGAAAAACUUCCUGAUUGAAACUCGUGCAAAACAGCAAAAACUUGGACACACCAGCAUUAGACCUUUUCCCUCUGGUUACAUUUUUCGGUUAAAGUUGGUGAAAAGUGAUCCGAGGGCUGCAUAUUUGUGGGUAUUCAUAUAUAUUCAUAUUUAUACCUACAUGUCUCUGUCACCUGGAGCUGCUAACGUGAGGUUGCCUCGUGUAGCUUUAAAAGCCCUCAGGCGGAUUCAGAUUCUGCACCAUGAGAAUGAGCUGCUAUACUCCAAAAAGGAACAUUCCACCUGAUAUUAAUUUCAGCCACAUCACGUUAAAAACAUUUUGUUUUUGUCAAAGCCAUUUUAGCUAUUAAAACUCCCGUCUUAUCCAUCGAUCCACUGGGAGUACGGGUGACGCUGUGCGUGCUACAUGUCGAAGGGAAACACAAAGUGCAACUUCCUCUCACCAGCAACGAUGGUCUAGGGCUGAAUCAGCAAUGGGCAGCGGAGACCAGAUGUUUCCUUGUAUCUUAGCAACAGGGAAAGGCCUCAAAGAGAAUAUGUAAAAUCUAAUCGCAAAGAAAUAAUAAUAUACUCACUUUUUUGCUGAGGCUUUAGUGGAGGUAACUGUUGAUAUUCCUUUCUUAAUUUACUGCCAUUGUGGUUAUGGAAUCAGAAUUGUUUGGGAGUUUUUCAUCCGAUCAGCUGUGACCAGUCCUGCUGCAGCCGUCGACCAUGUGUUGCUGCGCGAGAUCUGAAAACGAUGCUAAUACUCCACCACCAUCUCCACAUUUAUUCAUUUUCAUUCAUAAAAAAAAGCCACCACCCGCUCUUUGAACUCAACACUCAACAUUUAUAUAUAUUAAAAAAAAAAAAAAGAUAUGUACGUUAUUUGCUGCUGGAUGUACAUUUCCAUUGCAGGACAAAUAUGAAUUAUUAACAGAAGACAGUUUUUUGCGCAGCCUGGAAGAGGUGACUGUAUGAAACAAUGCAUUUUUGCACCUUAUAAUAUUCAUGUUUGUAUUUCCAAGGGAAAUGUAGUUUAUGACGCUCAUGUGAUAUUGUUGCAGUUGAAUUGCAAGGACAGAUAUGGAAAACUUUUACUCUUAUAGGUCAUAUGAACUUGCACCUCGUGUUGUUUUUCAUUUCUUUUCUUUCUCUCUGACGGCGCCCAGGCCUCUCAUAAAUACAAUAUUGUGAUUCUGAACACUUUUGAUUAUUCUCACAGUAUCUGUCAUAUGAGCAACAUCACCCGCUACAGUGACCAUCCAGUCGCUACAGUUAAGGGCAGUUUGUGGGUUGAGUUGACGGUGCGUUGGUUCGUCCUGCCGAUCGCCGGCUGUGUUUCUGGGCGGACAGAAAUCAUUUUCUCACCACACGCUGCAUCCGACCCUCUCUGUUCCACGUGGCGCAUAAUGAAAAACACUCUGUGUCGUCCUUUUGAUCUGCUCAUGUAGUCUAGGAAAGACAGGUGCAAAUGACACUUUAACAAUAUUCAGUUACUAUAGUAAAUGGUGCUGCUUUUUACUCUAAAACUGUUUGUCCUUUACCCAGUCCUAUGUGCACGCACACACACACACACACACACACACACACACACACCGACACACACACACUCAAGGACUUUUUAAACAGAGAUUUAUUAACAUGGUGCCCGUUUUUCUCUCCGAAACGACCUGUGGCAGACUGUGACCUGAGGAAAGACCAUCUUUGCAAUGCUCUUGCCCUCAGUGGUGAAAAUGAGGAGAAGGAGGUUUCACGGAUUAACUGACGCGACAGCGUGGAGGUCAGGGCUAUUUCCGUCCAUCGGACGGGAGAGAUUACAGGAGUGGACAUUCCACCUUCGUACCCCUUGUCCACGUUUUAUACUGCGCCGACGAAGAGGCCCCUUCACCCUCGUUUCAUCUAAUCCCAGUCUACUGAGACGGUGCAGUGAUGUCAACGUUGCACCACGCCACUGUGGUCACAGCGGCGCUCGGCGGAGGAGAGCAGUGCUCUGUCGGGGAGGGACUCGGCGGUUUCCUUUUGCGGUGAGGCUCGAAUUUGUCUUCCAGAGUAUUCCUUUUUGACUUUGUGGCCCUUUGUGCGAUCAGCGCUGAAUCUGAAACCCCUCGCCUCACCAGACGGCCUUAAGCAAAACACUCGUGAAUGUAGAGCUCGGUGCGAAAGGCCAAAGCAGAGGGGAGCAGAUGCUGAAAAUUCAAAUUAGACUAAUGAAAAGAAAAGUUGCCCCUCUACUUCAUUUUAGUUUUCUUUAAUUGUUUACCUUCAACUUUGUUUCAUGAUCUGCUGAGUUUGACUGGAAGACGACGGAGCAGGUCACCGUGGGCUCCGCAUAGCGUUCCACAGAUUGACCGAUUCUUAAAAGUUGUUUCCCAGAUCUCCACGGGAAGAACAAACGUGGAGCAUUCGCCACCUGUCCAAACCAUGUCUACACGUUUAAAUACUGAUUCAGGCCCACAGUUACACUGAGGGUGAUAUUCUGUAGUUGGAUCGUCUUAGAAUGAAUAUUCUAGACACUAGGUUACGUUUACAGUAUUUUCCCCUGAUCAGCGUCUUCACUCAUGUAUUUUGGCCAGAGAGCGAGCGAGAGAGAGAGAGAGAGACUCAUUUCACUGGUUCCUCCCUUGAGUUUUCGCCCCAGAGGGACGAGUGCCAGCUUCUCUGAACUGUGACAACCGCCGACGGGGCUCCUGCGCCGAUCCGGCUGCUCGUCCGCCGGACUGAGAGCCGCGCAAAUCAAGGCUGCUUCCCGCCGACUGCGUACCGUGAUUCCAUCCCACGUGGUACUCCGUCAAGCCAUCGCCAUCAUCACGCCAGAUACCACCUACUCCAAACAGGACGUUUGCAAUAUUUGGGGCUUCAAGUGCGUACUUGUGCGUUGCAGCUCGUUUCGAAUAGAUCCCACUCUCCAACCAGUAGACAUGAGUUAAACCUGCAGAGGGCAAAGGUCAAAGUGAAGUGAUGGGGAUCCCACGGUCAUUGGCCUAAACGGGAAAUGAUGUCACUUCCAGUGGGGCUGAUGUCAGACGGGGGAAGAUGUCCUCAGAGGACGUCGCAACUCUAGAUAUGAAGCAAAUGGGGUUUUUCUCGGCGACGCCGCGCGGAGCGAGUCUCGAGUCGCGGCGCCGCUGUCGUCUGUCGCGACCCCUCGUCACCAGAGUCUCCGGUGGGAAAAACACUUUGAUAUUUUUCCUUUGGCGUUUUUUUUCCGCCUCAACGCGCCACAAAGGGGCUUAGAAGUUUGGCAACUACUGUACAUGACAAAUCCUCAGGUGCCUUACAGUGUUGACUCUCACGGGGAGUCUGGGCGCGGAUGUCUCUGGGGGCGUUGAGCUCUGUGGAAUAAGGACCGCGACGCCUCUCAGAGUUGCACGUUCGACUGUAGUACCGUUACCAAGGGCUGGAAACUGGGCUGGGUCGGGACCGCAGGUGUCCAGAAAAACAAAUUGACUUCACAUUUGACGAAUUCUAACUUGUCCUCUCACUGUAAUCGACUUCAGCACAACAGGCGUCCAUCUAGAGGACAUCAGACGGGGGAUUCGGUUCCAUUUCGUUAUCCUUUUUGUGUUUUGGGGACAUUGGGUCCAGAGCGCACGGAGGCUCUGCCGCGAUUCCACACUUUCACUUGUUUGGAAAUUCAGUUCAUGUGUCGCGACCGUGGACAAAGGUCAGUUGUCAGAAAUCAGCGGGUGCGACACAUCUCAGAGUGCAUGUCACACCCAUAUGAGUACAUCACAAAAGAACAUUUAUUUAAAAGGUCUUCAUCUAUCUAUUUUCUCCUCCCAGCUGUUGCAAUCUCAAGACCUGUAUGCACCUACAGAAUCUGGAGACAAAACUUGACCAGCUAAAAAGUGCAAUAGUGUUUCCAUGUGUGUGUAUAUAUAUAUAUAUAUAUAUAUAUAUAUAUGUACAUGAUGACAGGCAGGCUCACCUACAGCUAUUGUACCUCACAGAGAAGCAUUUGAGCGGUGUAUUUGUCAGGAGUAUAGUCGUGAUCUGCACAGGGAGUAUUGGUCGUGCCUGUGCACUAUGCAGCAGAUCACCUUUCAUACACAGAGCACUGAACACACCGUGUUGUUCGUGGUGCUUUUACACUGCAGGAGCAAACAACAACAACAACAACAACAACAACAACGUGUGCUGUCCUUGUCAUCCAGUCCUCAGUCCUGCACUCCACGGUCGCAUAGUUAGGAUUUACUUUUCGCUGUUUUAAACACAACGAAAAAAACGAGAAAAAUAAAUAAAUAAUGGAUUUCCUUUUUGGCAUUUCCCCUGUUCGGUCACUUCUGUUAACGCCUUGUACUAGACACUGAACAGCACCAUGUUUCAGAUCAACAUUACUUUCAAUAGUUAGAGUCCUGGAUGUUGAAAAGCUCAGAGAAGUUCUGCAGAGGUGCUGAAUCAAGACAACUUCUCUCCUUGUACUUUACCUAAAUCUGCUGCUGCUUUGGGUUUUAUUCUGACAAUCAGCACACACCAAAAACAUCACACACACACACACACACACACACACACACACACACACACACACAGUGCUGUCAUGCUAUGUCCUGCAGAUAGCACCCUGAGUUUCCCCAUGUUGGUAUCUCGAGGAUUUUAUUUACGGUCUUAUAGGGGAAGACUCCAUCAGAUUGACACCGAAAGCUUUUCUCCUUGUUUCUGAUACAGUUGCGCUGCAAAGAUGUCUUUCUAUCGCUUGCUCUCUCUUCUCAUAAAUGAUGUGGGUCGGUUUUUGUUGUUGUCGAUGACACGCGGUGGAUCAUCUGUGUCAGCCUGUGUCUCACAAGCGAGUACUGUACUGUGACUACCAUGACCAUGUUUGAUGUCAUGCUUGCAUUGACGCCGGGCUCGUAUGAGUGAAUCUGCUCCUCAAGCAAUAAGCCUGGUUCCGAUGUUGACGCUGGCUGUUCUUUCUUAUCGUCAGACUCUUGACCAAGCUGAGACACAGUUAUGUUUAAAGGCCUUUAAAGGAGCAGUUUGACAUUCUGGGGAAAUACCAUAGACUGUAUGUAAAGAUUGGACUAUAUCACAGCUCCUCAUAAGUGAAGCCAAAUCCUCUUGAUCGCCCCCUGGUGGCUGGCCGCAUUAUAUCAUAAACCCUGCCUCCUCCAUGUUAGCAGAUGGGACAAAUGAAUUAUGUUACAUGGUUUAUUUUAAAGGCAAUGCUUACAUUUGACAUUUAUAUAGUGUUUAUUAUUAUUAUAAUUAUUAUUAGUAUUAUUAUUAUUAGAGUUAUGAGCCUGAGACAAAGUGAAUCAGUCUAAGAAGGAUAAUUAUUCUAUUUCACACCACAGAUGCACCAACCCUUGGACACACGAUCACAGUUCCACCUUGAUUUACAGGCACAUUGUUGUCAUCAUUUACAUUUUCCUUUUGAAUUACGUGCUUCUGUACAACAACUGGGAGGAGAACCUGUUUGUUCGCCCGUGUCGUCCAUGUUCCCGAGGUUUAUGAGGGGAGAGAGCAGUCACAAUUUCGUUUUGCCUCUGGUGGAGAACUGUCUUGUGCUGUGGCCGUGGGAUGAAAUAACAAAAGAAAAAAAAGGGGCCUGCUCUGGGUUUUUGGAAUGUGACAUGAGAAAAAUUGGAUAGCAUAAAAAGGUUUGUGGUUAGCUUAAAAACUAUUUUGAAUUGUUAGAUAUAUAUCAAUAAUGAGGAUAAAUAUAAUACCAAAUAUUCCGUAUUUGUACAGAAAUAUACAUAUAUAAAUACAUAAUAUAUGCCUAAUUUAAAUGGAACUAUUUUCCGCUCUUGACCAUGGAUUUUGUUGUUUAACGUUCCUUUCGUCGACAUUAUUUUAUAAAGAUCUUCAGAUAGCAUGCGGGAUAGUGAAAAAUGAAUGUAUUCUUUCGUGAGUCAUUGCUGUUCAGUAUCACAGCACUCUACGGAUCCGUUUGUGUUCGUAAGAUUAAUUUUAAACUGAAUAUUUCAUUUUUCUCUCACAAGGAGUUGUAAACGUUCUUUUCUAAAUGCAAGGUUUUGAAAUGGUUUUACCGAUUCGUAUCAUUUUAUCAUUUUCCCCCUGCUUUUUCUCAAUAUGGCUCAGUAUAUUUUGCCUCUUCUAAGUACUGCUACCUACCAUCUGUUGUAAAUAAUUAUGCAAAUUAAACUUUUGGAAGAAAA